Bombina bombina (fire-bellied toad) is the source of this 1395-nucleotide messenger RNA. It is a transcript of the gene RNF5, whose product is annotated as ring finger protein 5. Gene Ontology annotation, biological process: ubiquitin-dependent protein catabolic process. The record is from RefSeq and is a predicted model, not a curated record. Gene Ontology annotation, molecular function: ubiquitin protein ligase activity; ubiquitin-like protein conjugating enzyme binding; metal ion binding. Gene Ontology annotation, cellular component: endoplasmic reticulum. Lineage: Eukaryota; Metazoa; Chordata; Amphibia; Anura; Bombinatoridae. The transcript has 6 exons. Bases 27 to 542 code for a protein of 171 amino acids.
CCUUUGUUUCCGGUCUUGGCGUUGCCAUGGCGGCGGCUGCUGGCAGCCCCGGUGCGGCCUACGAGUGUAAUAUUUGCUUGGAAACGGCUCGAGAGCCGGUGGUCAGUGUGUGCGGUCACCUUUACUGCUGGCCAUGUUUACAUCAGUGGUUAGAGACUCGACCUGAGCGUCAGGAGUGCCCUGUUUGUAAAGCUGGGAUCAGCCGGGACAAAGUCAUUCCUAUAUAUGGCAGAGGAGAAAGCAAUCCGCAAGACCCCAGGUUAAAAACUCCCCCAAGACCACAGGGACAAAGAACGGAGCCGGAGCCAGAGCACAGAACAGGAGGAGGGGGGAUUCCUGGGUUCACAGAUACCGGUUUCCACAUGUCGUUUGGCAUUGGCGCCUUUCCCUUCGGUCUCUUCACCACAGUCUUUAACACCAAUGAUUUUCACACCGCACCCCGUGCAGACACUGGGCUACCACUGGGUAGACAACUGGGAUUGCCGAACUCCCUCUUUCUUCUUAUUGCGGCCUUUUUCUUCCUGUGGCUACUCAGCGUGUGAGGACCAACGCACUCCUCUAACUCCUGCCUGUGAUACAGGUGGCAGCAGUCCGCUCCAGACACUCCACCCUCAUCUCCCGCAGCUGGCACUCCUGGGACAAUCUCCUGCCUAAACGUCUAGAUGAUUCACAUAUAUUUAUAUAUGUAUAAAUAUCUCACUACAUAAGAAUAAUUACAUGAAAUCCUUCUUGCUGCACAACUUAAUUUUAGCUGCUUUCGAGGUACUGUUUUGUUUAUAGUCAAACUUAUUUUAUCCCUUAAAAAUAACGCUUUUUUUUAAUUACAAAUUCUAUAUCUGGUGAAUCAAUUAUGCUGUGGAUUGUUUGGGGGCAUUUAAAAUGCCUACCAUAUUGUUGAAUGUGUUAUUUGUAUCUUAAUAUUUUUUUUUAAUGGUAUAUCAUUCGGUGUUACUCUAUAUAAACACAGCCAUCUAAGAUUACUUUGAUGUGUUUAUGAACAACCUAUAAAGACCUUAAAAAAUAGAUUUAGGGUUUUGUGGCAAAAGCAGGGAGAUUAUAUUAUAUAUUAUUUUAAAUUUGUUUUUUUAUGAUCUCAAAAUUAAAUUCACUGGGUGUUUUUAAAACAGACUCUCUGAUGCUUGGUCCAACCAGAAUCGUACUGCAGAACAUUCUAUGAUUAAACCGUCACAAAAGAUUCUAUCCAGUAUGUUUCUUAUUGACGUCUAGGUCUCUGUUGUGAGAUGUUAUCCUCCUUCCUGGGGGGCACUAAAGAACCUAGUGACAAUUGAGUAUAUGGAUAUGCUGGCUAGAUCAUUGCUUUCUGUCCCACGAAAUUGGGCACUGGUAACUUUCGCUUCUACAAAAUUCCAAUUGUCAAUAAAUGAUUUAACCUUU